Harpia harpyja (harpy eagle) is the source of this 2600-nucleotide messenger RNA. It is a transcript of the gene DNAJC17, whose product is annotated as DnaJ heat shock protein family (Hsp40) member C17. The coding region runs from base 57 to 980 and encodes 307 amino acids. Gene Ontology annotation, molecular function: RNA binding. Gene Ontology annotation, cellular component: spliceosomal complex. Gene Ontology annotation, biological process: spliceosomal complex disassembly. The record is from RefSeq and is a predicted model, not a curated record. NCBI's taxonomy places the organism in Eukaryota, Metazoa, Chordata, Aves, Accipitriformes, Accipitridae. The transcript has 10 exons.
AUUUCCCGGCGGGAGGCGCGGAGGGGGGGGGGGGGGGGAAGGCGGUCAGCGCCGAGAUGGCGGUUGAUAAGGAUCUGCUGCAGCUGGACCUGUACGGCUUGUUGGGGGUCGGCGAGAAGGCGUCGGAGAAGGAGGUUAAGAAAGCAUACCGGCAGAAGGCCCUGAGUUGUCACCCAGAUAAGAACCCAGAUGAUCCCAGAGCAGGUCUCUUCCAUAAGGGAUUGUCUUUUCUGGUGGAUCUCCAGGCCACUAGCAUGGUUUUCUGCAUCUUACCCUUUUUUCUUCUAAUUCCCAGCGGAAGUCUUCCACCAACUGUCUCAGGCCUUAGCCGUACUAACAGAUGCAGCAGCAAGGAUCUUGAAGCCAGAGAACGAGAAGCCCAGACUCGUGAGAGUGAAGAGGAGGAGAUCAGGAUAACGAGAUCAUUAGAACAAGAAAUAAUACGCCUACGUGAAGAAGGCUCCCGUCAGCUUGAGGAGCAGCAGAGACUCAUUCAAGAACAGAUCCGGCUUGAAAGAGAGCAGCACAUCCAAGGCAAGCAAGAAAGAAAUGGAGCAGAAGGCAAAAUAACUCCUAAACUUAAACUAAAAUGGAAAUGCAGGAAAGAAGAUGAGACGAGAGGAGGAUACUCAAAAGAUGUUCUGUUGCAGAUCCUGCAAAAGUAUGGCGAUGUGCUUAAUUUGUUGAUCUCAAGUAGGAAGACUGGGAGCGCAGUCGUGGAAUUUGCUACAGUUAAGGCUGCUGAGAUGGCUGUGAAGAAUGAAGUUGGCCUGAUAAAUAACCCUCUAAAGAUUUCCUGGCUGGAGGGCCAGCCCCGGAACAAUCCCAGCACUGUCCUUUCUGACAGCACUAGUCAGCCUAGGACUUCACAGAUCCCUCAAGCAUUCCCUCUUCUGGCACUGUCCAUCACUGUCCAGAGUGUGGCUGUUCUGAUUCAAGAUGAUGACUUGGUUGCCCAGCUUUUUGUGUCUCCUGAGUGAGAAACGUCUGAAGAACGUUGUGGACUUAAUGGACCCUCUCCGCCAAGUAUCCAUGCUGAUGAAAGGCAACGAGAAGAAGGAGGCUGCUGACUCUUCACAGUCAGGUGUUCGACUUAAGUCGCAGGAUCAGCAGCAAGUCACACAACAGGAACAACCUCUUCCUUCCCUGUUCCUGUAGCUGGAAGGAAAAUAGAGAGGCUGGUAUUGCAGGAAAUGCAAACUUCACACUAUGUCCCUGUGUUAAGGAGCAAUUGGCCUGUCUUAGAUAUUAAGGAGUCUCCUUAUUCAGUGGAGAAGGAAUGGCGAUGUCUGAGCUUCUCAAAUCUGUGCUGCAGAAACAAGCUGAUGAAGAACAGCAAAGGCACACAGUCACCAUGAGAACAGAUUUAAUCUAGCAUCUAGAACAGAAGGGCACUUUGGUACCAUGGUAACCAGCCACCUUCAUGGUGAAGGGCACAGUAUAAAAAUCUCAGUGGGUGGUUAGGAAGGGAGAUGGUGACUCAGUCACACUGAAGGAAACCAAAGAAAUACGGUCAAAUGGAAUUCUAAAAAGCAACAAAAUGCAGAUGUAAAAGACAAACAUUAGGAAAAUUGAAUGCAAAAUAGACUUACGCUGUGUCGGAGCAGCACCUGAGCCCAACAGGCGGGGAGAAGAAACUGCUCAAGCACUCGGAGAACUGCGACCACCACGUUCACCAGUAUGCUGGGAUGUUGGAAGAAGCAAGUCCAGGGAUGGUUCAGCCAGGUUGGACCCGAAAUGCUAAAAAUCCACAAUGCCUCCUUCUCUUCAUGUGCCUCCUGUUACUGCUUCCCAGGCUGCAGUUCCUUGUGCGUACGUAUUUGUUUUGAGCCAAGCCCUUGCUGAGUCAGCCACGUCAGAAACUGGGUUUUACACUAUUGGUAAUUGCCAGGAUUGCAGGAAGUAGGUGUGUGGAGUGGCAAAGCAUCAGCCCACACUCUGCCUGAGGAGAAAGCAAGCUCCCUUAGAGGCAUCCAGAUUGCUUGAGAACUGUCAACGUGAAUACCGACUUGUAGCCCACCUUGAAUCAGGCUGUUUCUUCUCUUGGUGCUCUCCCUUCUGCCACUUCUGAUGGCUUGUUGUAUCAGCAGGGCUCCCAAAUGAGGCUGGAAAUAAUCUCUUGUCUGUUAAAUUUAAAUCCAGAGUGUGAGGUAGCGAUUCAGGUUUGUAUGGGUGAUUCAUCUGCAUGAGUCGCAUGUAGACUAUGUCAUUCAGCCAAGCAAAUGACAGUAAGUAUCUGUGGUUAGUGGACAGGAACUUUGAAGAAGCCUAGUUCUGCCACUGAAGGCUGAUACAAUCUGGUGCUUUCUCAGAUACAGUGAAAAUCUGUGCUGUGCAGUACUGAAAGGUUAUUUCAUUCACGCGGCUCCUAACAUACCAAUUAUGGCAUAUUAGUCUCUUUAAUUUCCCAGUCUAAGUUUCUCAUCUGUUGUGGGCUUCUAUUUUGUCCUUGCAGCUAGACACUCUGCAGCUGGAAGAACCACUUUGCUGGCACAUGAUAACAAAUUUGUACUUGCCCCAUUUUCAUGCAGAAUCUUACUUAGCUAUUCUAUUGCCUUUUCAUCCCUUCUAUUCUCUAUUUAAGAUGUCCUUAAAUCACA